This is a messenger RNA of Sphenostylis stenocarpa, 294 nucleotides long. Lineage: Eukaryota; Viridiplantae; Streptophyta; Magnoliopsida; Fabales; Fabaceae. The record is from the annotation of a GenBank genome assembly.
AUGGGCAAAAUCGAAAUUCCGAUGCUUGUGCAGCUUAAAUUGAAGCAUCUAAUCGGAGAUAGCAUGGUCGUGCCAGCAGAGAAGCAUGGCUAUGCAGCGUCCGAAGAUGUAGAAGCGCGUUUUUUGCUGCUUCGCCACCAUAAAGCACCGUUUUCGAAGGCUUGUUUUCCGGCAAGGUUGAGCGAGAGCCAUGGCGAGCUUGACAGGCUCAAGGCUCAUGAUGUGAUUACACUCAAAAAGUUGACCUGUGUACCUUAUACUUUAAACUACGUGUUUAAAUCCCAUCACAAAUAG